Molecule: messenger RNA, 7062 nt
Organism: Apis mellifera (honey bee)
Lineage: Eukaryota; Metazoa; Arthropoda; Insecta; Hymenoptera; Apidae
Product: MAP7 domain-containing protein 1
Exons: 17
Coding region: 1506-4871 (1121 amino acids)
Biological process (GO): microtubule cytoskeleton organization
Cellular component (GO): microtubule cytoskeleton
Source: RefSeq, a predicted model, not a curated record
AAUGCUGACCGCCACGCGCGAAAGAUCGCGUUACGCUCGAUAUCCGUGUGUCGUCACGAGUCACUUCUGUCUGCUUUGACAGCCAGUCACGUCUCGCGUUUCUUCAUUGUGUUUACAUUCGUGAUGUACGAUCACCGAUCGAAUACGGUUCGUUCGCUCCCCGCUUAAAUAAAUUGUCGAUCCGAUUCGGUUGUUCGUUUCUUCGGUAUCUAAUCGCGAUUCCAGAGAGAGGGCACGUGUUAAUCAAACGAACCAUAUCGAAAGUGUGCAGUGCGUUCAAUUAUUCGCUGUGGGCGAUCAAAGAUAUUCGUAUACGCAAACGAGAUUAUCGUGCUCGGGGACAAUAUUUCUGUUGGCAAACACGAUCGAUACAAAGAGAAGACGACAUAGAUGGUUUUAUUUACGUCUCGUCUCGAGCAUACAGUGCCACGUUAACUUCGAAAUCGUCUGAAAUUACAUUCAAGAGAGAACAUUGUCACGACCGAGGCACGUUCCCAGCUAUCUCGCAGCUUCUUAACGAAGCACCCCGCCUUUAAACGAAUUUAACGAGACCACUCGUCCGUACGGUCAAUUCGUACCAACCCGCGUGGACUGAUCCAGGCGUCCCUCGCGUCUCCUCGCUCCAUUAGGGUUGACUGACCGACCGAGACGCAAGACCGUACUCCGGUCCCCGUGAUCAAAGAUACACAUCGUCGAGCGUGUACGAUGCGUUCGAUCGAUCGCCACACGGUGAUACAUCGGCGAGGAUAAACAAAGCGGACCGAAGCGAAAGAAGAUCGAAGAGGCGAAAGGAGCCAAAGGGCAAAGGAGCGCGUAACACUGGUUGGCGAUUGUUCGCCGAGAGAGAAAAAGAUUUCGAUAAGGAUUGUCCGUUACGCGAGCCUAGACGAUUCCUAGUUAACGAUCAACAAAAGUGGCUGGUAAUUAGAGCCGGAUUAAUUGGACCGCGAAGCAACUCGCGCCGGACGCGAUGAAAGAGAAGAGGGGCGCCGCGAGGAAGAGAGGGUCGCUCGAAUAAGCGUGCUUCGCGUGGCUUUCUUGUUUCGGGGAUUUUCGUCUCCUCGCGACGAAUUCCACCUAGUUCCCACCCCGUGUAAAUAUUUACCGAGACUGCCAGUGAACCCAGUGAUUGCCCGGAAUUGGAAUCACCUUUCCACGUGAUUCGUCACGAAUACGCGAAUCCAUAAUAGCUUCAGGAGUACUCGUCCUGUACUCGUUAGCUACUAACUAUUCAACGAUCGUACGUGUUUGUGGUCUCGGCCAUCGGUCUCGGCCAUUGUUUCCCCCCCCGCGCAUUCGACACAGAGCGCAGGAAGCUCGCGUAGCAAGCAAGCAAAACGCGAGUGGAAAGGUCGAAGAACAGCAAUCGAGGGGGUGUUGGAGGAGGGGUGGUGGUCGAUCGUGGUCACGAGCGCGAGGAAGCGGCGGCGGUCAGCGUGUCGGGGAUCGGGUCGGAUAAUGCGCCAUCGCGCGACAACGCGAUUUUCGGCGAUCGUGAGGAUAGAAUGUUGACAGCCCGUUCUGGGCCUCUUGGGCUCGGUGUCCCGCGAACCCUGGGGCCCGCCGAAGGGAGCGACCACCUCUUCCUUCUGCCCGAAAGAGCACUGAUCAUGGACAGCACCCACUUGAGACAGGACCUGGCAGGUCUCGACUUCAACUUGCACCUCAACCUGCUCCACACCGCGCCCCGCGGCAACGUCUGGCUAUCUGGAGCCGCUUCUGAGGAAACUAACCAAAGGUCCAGUUCUGCACACAAUCGCCACUCUCUCACGAAGGAGCAAACGAUGCACUGGUUCGCCCAAAUCGGAGGUGACGAGGCCUCUCCCGAUUCGUCAGAUGUGAAGCGCCGGCAGAGUCUCUACGACGAGGACUCCCUCGAUGGCGAUCAUCCUAGCGAGAACGAAGGACGGGAGUCGACGGGAAACGCGAAAGACGUGGACAGGGCGAAGCUCGUCCGUGAGAGACAGAACGAAGAACGGCAGCGGAAGUUGGAAGAGCUGAGACAGCAGGCGUUCGCCGCGCAACGUUUCCGGGAGCAACGGGAAGAGGAACGUCGAAGACGCAUCGACGAGCUCAGAUCGCGUGACAAUGACAGACGAAACCAAGUGGAGGAGAGGAAACGGUUGAUAUGCGAGGCGGAAAGGGAACGAAGGGAGGCGAUCCUCCGGAAGAACCAAGAGAGAGAGGCGCGUAUCGAGGCGAAGAAGAAGAACGAGAGGUCGCACAUCGUGUUCGCUUUCGGAAGCUCGACACCGAGGAUGCUGGAGCCGGCCGACACCGGCGGCUCCACUUUCUGGGGUACCCGUCGAGCAACGUCCACCACCAAUGUCAUGAUGUUCUCCGCCGCUCAACCGUUGACCAGGAGGUCUUCCGAAAGAGAGCUCGAUGGAAGCAAGAAACGAGCCACGUCCGCUGGUGGGCUCGAUCGGAAACCUGGCGAAGCGUUGAAUGGUUUGUUUGCAGAUAUGAGAAUGUCCUCGUCCAUGUACGAGGUGUUCAAUUGGAAUUCUAGCCCUGAUCCUCCCUUAACCCCCGCCAAACAUAAGAGAGCCAGCCUCUCUCUGCCUCCUACAACUGACAUCUUUGCCAUCGAUGAUAAGUCUGAUAGCGACACUAGGCGUCCGAUGAUUCAGCGGGCUGCCAGUGGUGAAGAAAGCGACGGAACGCCGGGAACCCCUAGCUCGGUUUAUCUGCGGGUGAACAGGAGGCGCACCGAUCUGAUGCCAACGAUACCGUCGCCACGUGACGGACCGCCGACAUCCGGGCGUAGCUCGAGCGCGAAGGCCUUCACACGUUCGCCAGGUAGGACUUACUCCAUGUCCAGGCUGGACCAACUGGCGCAGCCUAGGAAACGUCCGACAGAACUUAGCACAUUGACGGAACAGCAAAGCCAGCCUCUGAGCGCUUCUAGCAUGAGUCGCAGCAUGUCACAUUUAGCUGCGUCCGGGGGCAAGAGCCUGAAACGCUCAGAUAACUCUCGUAGCAUGGGUACAUUGCCAGGCGCGGUUCCGAUGCCGAGACCAACGAGGGCCGAGAGACUCCGUCGCAAAGCCCGCGAGCAUCAGAACCAACAGCAACAAGGCAUCCGCAGCGGGGAGGUGACACCGAACAGCCCAUCACGACCGCACAGCUCCAUGAGUCAGCAAAGCGCCAGCAGUGUGGGCAGCAGUAACGUCAAUCUGCGUCCCCGUACAGCUGCCCCGCGUCGACCGCGACCUGCUUCUAUUGCCGGUACCGGUGUUUCGGUCACAGAACGACACAAUCUAGUGAGCGAGACAAAGUCGCCGAAAGAUUCGAAGCCGCCACUGCCAAAGGUCCAUAGCACUCCAAAGAAAACGUCUGCACCGAAAUCGGCGGAGAUGAAGAAGCCGGCCGAGAAGCUGGUGAAGAACGCGAAGGCUUCGCCUCGGAUAACCCCGAAAGUGACACCGUUGCAGAGUCCUGGCGCCGAGAACGCUCCAUUGAUCCGCGGUAGUACCGGGGAGAUAAUAAAAAGCGAGGGGAAGGAGGAUAAAUUGGAGGAUAAGCACGAGGAGAAGAAAGAUCAAGGCAGCGAGAAAACGCAGCACGAGAUAAGCGCCGCGGAACAGGGUAACGACGAGGUGAAGAAGCCGGCCGUUAUAGAGCAAUCCAAUAUCGUGUCCAAGCAGGCGAAGGACGAGACUAAUUUGAAUCAGGAGAAUCAAUCGGCUGUGCGAUCUCAAGAAACGCCGAAAGCUGCCAAGAAGGAAGCCGAGGCCAAGUCCGAGAGCAACGUGGAGGAACAGGUCGAUAUGUCUGCAUCGAUGAUAGCGAAGAUCCGGAUCACUACGGAAGAGGAAGCUAAGGCAGCUAUAGCCGAACGUAGAAGAUUAGCUAGAGAGCAGGCUGAACGGGAAGCCGAACUUGAACGCCAACGACAGGAGGAGGAAGCCCGUUUAGAGGCCGAGAGAUUGCGCGCCGAAGAGGAGGAACAGCGGCGUUUGGAGGAGGAAACGCUUCGUUUGGCUAACGAAGCUCGAGAAGCUGAGGAACAGAGACUGAGACUGGCGAUAGAGGAAGCGAAACGUCGCGAGGAAGAGGACAGGAGAAGAAGGGAAGAGGAGGCUCGUCAGAAACAGGAGAAAGAGGAGGCUGAACGGAAAGCAAGGGAAGAAGCGGAAAGACAACGGAUCGAAAUGGCAGAACGCGUUAAGAGAGAAGAGGAAGAGAGACUCGCUAGACGUAAACGCGUCGAGGCAAUUAUGCUUAGAACCCGUGGAAAAAAUCAGAGUAACACACCUACGAAGGGUGAAGGUGGUGAUGGCGAUAAAUUGAAAGAAGACAGUCCUAACGAUGAAAAUAAAACAGCACCAGUUAAUAAAAGCGAGGAUGUUAUGACAGCCAGUCUGAUAUCCGAGGCGACUCAACAAUUCAUUAGCGGAGAGCAGCGUGCUCAUCAUACGGAAAACAAUACUACUACGGACAUUGUGCAUAACGGCACGCAUAGUAAUGGCAUUAAUGAAAAUAAAAUUGUAUUGGAUAAUAAUCAGGGUAAUGUGGAAGGAGAACUGAAUGGUCAUCAUACAAAUCAUGGAAACGGUAUCAACAGUCAAUCAAUUACACUGGAUAAUGCCACUGUCAAACAAAACAACGUGACCAACAACCUGUUAGACCUAACGGAAUUCGACUCUCUCAGUAAUAGCAGUAGUGGUCCAAUACUCCAACUGACAUCCAAUUUGGCCAAUGAAGACACCCUCAACUCGAACCUAAAUCCAGCAGCUAUACCUUUCACUCCAAUGGCAAACACGUAUAUGCCUACCGCUGCUAAUGCCAAUGUAAAUCCGUUCCAGGAUUCUUUUAUGAACAACAAACCACAAGAUAAUAGUCAAGUACCAGAUCUUUUAUCAUAAUGCGCGUAUUAAUCAUUCUGGUGAAAGGAAGAAGAGAGCGAUUGGAUUGAAAAAAAGAAUUAAGAAAAAAGAAUUAAAAAAGAAAAAAAAAAAAAGAAAUAAUAAUAAUAAAAUACCCGUGCUUUGCAGCGAGCAACGGGUAUAUAUAAUAUUCGAAACGAUGUCAUUUAUGAAAUAAUGUAAAUAAGCGCUAUCGAUGUGUAGAAAUGGAGACCUAAGUAGAGAAAAACGGGGGGCACUACGUCAAAAAGAAAAAGAAAAAGAAAAAGAAAAAAAAAAAGACUACUUUGUCCUUGAACGUCACGAGAAAUGUAAAAUAAUAUAUAAUGUUAAUUAUUAAUAUUAUGUAACAGCAAAUAGGCAAACUCAGUCCGUUAUCGUAUGCUAUUAGGUAUAAAUCUUUUUAGAAGAACCUUUAAAGGGAAUAAGGCCUGUUUAUAAAAUUAUUGAUUUGAAAUACGCGUAUAUAUAUUUUAUUGUAUUAAAAAAAAAAAAAAAUUUUUUUUUUCAUUAAAUCAAUUUCACGCGUAUAAUUACAAUUCGCCCAUAAACGUGUCGCGUUUAGAAAAGUUUUUAUCGAGAAUUGUAAUGGAACGAGAUUUUUAUCGAAUUUUGACGACGCGAACAAUCGGUACAAUGAAAUCUUUAUACGUAAACGAACGUGUAAAACGGCUUGACAAACAAGAUAGCACAAGAAUAUGAUGAAUUGGUUGAAAUAUUUUACUGAAACUUAUAUCUGCCAAAAUGACGUAGGAGGUAAGCUCCAAUGAUUGUCCUUAUAUAAGAGAUAUAGUAUAAUAUUACCUAUAGAAUUUGAGUAUAGAAAACGAAUAUAUAUUAUAUACAUAUAGUCAUAUCUAGUAAGAUCUUCUGCAGAUAUGAUGUAAAGAAAAAGAAAAAAAAAAAAGAAAAAAAAAAAGAACACAUUUCUUCCAUACUACAUUUUGGGGCGUGCGCUCACUAGUCAAGCAAUUUUACUGUUUUUAUCAUAUUCUCCUUUUUUUUCUUUAUUAUUAUUAUUUUAUUAUUAUUUUUUUUUGUUUUUUUUUUUAUAUAUAUUAGAAAACUCACUCCUAAUAUUGGUACUUUAGGUAUCCACUAGAUUUCAUUACUAUUACGUUUUCGCGAAUCUAACAUAAAUUUUCUAGCUGUGAUGAUGACGACGAUGACGAAGACGACGAUUGCAUUGUGAAAUAGCCACUGCAUACGUUUAUAAAAUAAGGAAUCGAUAGUAUCGUUAUUUUGUUUGUAAAUGAUGUUUUGCUAGUUACGAUAGAAAAUGAAACACAAAUCUACGGUGAAGUAAAAUGUUUCAAUAAAAGAUGAUGUGACAUUAGCAUAAUUAUGAUAGAAAUUUUUAGCAAGGAGCUCGAAUAUUUCGUGAAAAUUGUGCGGACAAAAUUCCAAGCUCGUAUAUUGCGUUAAUCCAUUAUUAUCGUAGUGGCUAUUCAUUCUAGUGGUAUCAUACUCUAGUAUACAGAUAGAAGAUGAUAAUUUUAAAGCCUGAUGUUAUUAUGAGCAAACAUUGUAAUUGGUGUCUAUGACCAUGAGUUUAUUUGUUAUACUUAUUGUGGCAUACUAUUAUCAAAUCAAUUAGCAUGCUUUGCGUUUAAUACUUGCAAAAAAAAAAAAUGCGUAACAUUGUCCCAUAUACAAGGUUGUUUAUACGAAGGAUAAUAAUAAUAAUAAAGUAUAAAUUCGAAUAUCUUGGUUUUCAAGUAGCAGGGAUGAAAGAAAUAUGUAAAAAAAAAAAAAAAAAAAAAGUCAUCGACAUGAAAGGAUUUAUCACGAUAUAUCACGGACUCUGUGCAAACUCCAUGUACCGUUUGUUUUCUCUUUCUUUUCUUCUUCUCUUUUUUUUUUUUUUUUUUUUUUAACCUUUUCAUGUUUGUGCUACGUACAAUAUUAAAGAGUUCUCUUAUGAAUUCUUUCCGCAUACGUUCUAUCGCGAUCGAUUUAAAAGAAAUCUCACACGCUGCAUGCUUGUUACCGGUUUUUUUUCUCCCUCCCCCCCUCAAAAUUGUUUAAUUUAAGAACGUCGAGCACAUAUAUAUGUACGUAUAUAUAUAUAUAUAGAUAUAUAUGUAUGUAUGUACGUAACGCCGCAGUGUUUUGUAUCCCAAAAUGAUUUCUCUCUUAAUCGCAAAACCUAAGAAUUAAUAUUUUAACGAUAACGAAAAAAAAAAAAAAA